AAUGGAUUAAAAUUUUGCCAAUCGAGAAGAGAACUCAGGCUAGGCUAAACUCAGAAGGAGAAGAAACGAUUCAAAUAAUAGAGACUAUUCUUGCGGUUGUGGAAAAAGCUAUUUAAGUUAUGCUGCCCUAUACACUCAUUUAAAGUAUUAUGGGAAUAUGAUUAUAAGAUAGAAACAUAAUUCUAUAGCUCCUGAUGGAACUCAUUCGCCCAAUAAUGCAAAUUAAAGACCAGGAAGAGGUAGACCACCAAGAGUAACUUAAACUUAAUAUACAAUGAGCAGGAUGAUAAAGAUAGAAAAAGUGCUAAAUCUGAUGACGGAUAAUCCGAAAGUGGAAAUGAACCAGAUGAAAUUCUGGAAGAGCUUUUAACUUUUUUGGAUAGUUUAGGCAGUUUUAGAUAAACUGAAAAACUGUCUAGCGAUGUUGAUAUUUAGGCUUUUCUACUUUCAAAUUUUCCUGCCAAUGUCUUUUCAAAUUAUUAAGAAUAUUAGGGAAUAUUUGAUUUAUUAAAAGAUAUUACAAAUGAAAAAGUACGCAAUGUUUGAUAUUCAAAGAUUAAAGUUUAAGAUAUUGAUCAAAUUGCUAAUGAACCUUUUGAUAAGGACAAAUCUUUGCGUAAAACAAAUAUUACUAAGAUAUUGACAUAUUUCUUGAUAUAAAUAGGACCAAAAUUAUGUGUUGAAGCGUAUAGAGAAGUAUGUAAUUGUAUUUAAUAGAUAUGUAUUUUCAUCAUAUUUUAUUAAAAAUUUUUGAAUUCAUUGGGUUAUUAUGCACUCUAAAAAUGCUAAUAGGAAUAAAAAAAUGAAGAUAACAAAUAAUUGGAUAUCAAAGAGGGUUUUAUUUUAAAAAAUAUAUUUAGAGGUCUCGCAAAGUUAGGAGUUCUGCGAUGUUCACAAUGGAGAGUAUAUGCUUUUAAUUGCAAAUGAAUUUAUUUUAUCAUUUUUACCUUAAUCUUAUUCAGGAAUUGAGAGAGUUGAAAAGAAUUUAAAAAUAUUUGGUAGCUGUGCUGAAAAAUUAAAAAAUGCUGUAUAUGUUACUUAGCAUUUCUCGUAUUGGCUGUUUUCUUAAAAAUUUACAGAUUAAAGAUUAGAUUUUUAUACUGAGGAUGAUUGA
This is a messenger RNA of Paramecium octaurelia, 1114 nucleotides long. NCBI's taxonomy places the organism in Eukaryota, Ciliophora, Oligohymenophorea, Peniculida, Parameciidae. The record is from the annotation of a GenBank genome assembly.